AUGACGAAAGAAGAGACGAAAUCCUCGGAGUCUCCUCAGAUGUCCUCGUCGUUCUGGUCGUUACCAAACGACGUCGCUCUCAACAUCUUAGCCAGAAUCUCAAGAACCCAUCACCCAUCUCUAUCUCUCGUCUCCAAGCGUUUCGGAUCCAUCCUCUCUUCGCGUGAGCUCGACGCCACACGAACCCUAAUGGACAAAACAGAGAAACACAUCUAUCUCCAUUUAAAACUCCCUCUCGAUACCAAACCUUGCUGGUUCGCACUCACCCCCUCAGGCCCCGACCGGGAACUGAAACCACUCCCUCCGUUUCCUUACAGACACCAUCCGGUUUCCCCGACCGUGGUGUCGACUAGUUCCGAGGUUUACCUCGUCGGCGGAUUAGUGAAUCGUAAGAAAAACAGAAGAGUGUUUGUCCUCGACUGUCGUAGCCAUCAAUGGCGUAGACUCCCUCAGAUGAGAGUGGCUCGAGGAAGAUACCCCGCGGCUGGUUUGGUUGGCGGGAAACUUCACGUGUUGGGAGGUUGCGAGAGCUUGGGAGAGGUUUAUGAUCCGAAGACCGGAGCUUGGGAGACAUAUACGAUGAGUAUCCAAAACGGUGUCGUUGUUGAGAACUUAGGAUACUUUAUAACCAACACUUGGUUCAUAGCUGAAGAGAAGAUAUUGUGCAGAGCAGUUAAUCACGUAGGGAGUAGGGUUUUGACUUGGUGUGAUCUUGGGGAAGAGAUGGUGUGGAGAGAGGUUAAGGGACUUGAAGGAGUGUUGCGGAAGCCACUUGAUUUUGCGUCUGUGGCGAGUCCGGACGGAGGAAGAAGACUGACGGUUUGGUGGGUUUCUUCUCGUCGUGUUCUUGUUCGUGAGAAGAUUUGGUGUGCUGAGAUAUCGUUCCAGAGACGAAGCAGAGAAGAGGUUUAUGGGGUCGUGGAAUGGUCCAAGGCUUUACAUACUAUGAAACGCACGGAAACUGAUGGAGUUGUUUCACUUUUGUCUGCUGCCAUUGUGAUGCGUUGA
Molecule: messenger RNA, 1008 nt
Organism: Raphanus sativus (radish)
Lineage: Eukaryota; Viridiplantae; Streptophyta; Magnoliopsida; Brassicales; Brassicaceae
Product: F-box/kelch-repeat protein At5g03020-like
Exons: 1
Coding region: 1-1008 (335 amino acids)
Molecular function (GO): protein binding
Source: RefSeq, a predicted model, not a curated record